CGGUGAAGAUAGCUCAUUUAAUGAGCAUGGGUUCACACUCGAAGGACGGCGCGGGAACCAAUCAGACAGAGCUAGCUCCUUUGUGGACGUGCCCCAUUGGCUACCUUGUCACUCAGCCUUGGAAAGCUGCAGCACCGACGUGUCCAAGGCAGAAAGUGAGGGAAUAUGUAAGACCAUCAUUAGGACAGAUACUGCCAAUGGCCCUCUCGUUUCAAACUCUGCGUACACACCAUGACUUCAGCGGACGAUAUCACUCCGCUUCUAGAGCUGUUUCCUCUCGACAAUGCCUCGGAAAAGGUCUUGAAAAGAGUCUGUCAGACUCUCUGGGAAUGGCAAGACUGCGAACAAUGUGGAAACAACGUUCCUUGCGUUUCAGGCGCCUGCCCUUGGAGAAGACGCCAGAAGCUUAAGCCUUUCCUCGGAUUUUACCAGGCCAUCACCUCCUGGACUAGCCCCCAAUGCCUCCUCAGGAGUCAACAUGCGCUUAGAAGCCACGACGACUUGCUCGAUAUAGUUCGCUUGAUUCGGGAUCGGCCAAACGCUUCGAAAGGGUCGCUCAUCGAGGAAUACUUCUCGCGUUACGAUGAAGCGCUACCAGACAGAAUCGACCAGUUACGGGCUUUCGACCUCGCCAUGAGAGUAACCACAAUGACAAGAUGCUCUUCAAGAAGCUCAAUCGUCGCUCACAUAAGGCCACAUCUCGUGCCCUUUGUUUGGCGGGGAAGCGACUCGGCACUGGAAUUCAUGGCGCUGGCAAUUCCAAAAGGCGAGCCACUACGACUGGACGAAGAAAACUUCCCAGCUCUUGUGGGCAUGACCGCGCAUAGCUUGGAAAAGGAGCAUCGUCUCCAGCUGGUGGGGACCGACGAUCUCUCCAAACAUCUUCUUCUGGACGGCAAAUGUAGGCUGGUGCAUAUUUACCAUCAUGCCGGAUUUCUCAAGGAGUGCUUAUUGCGCACACGGGAAGGCGGGUCUCGCGCUAAAAAUCGUUCCCCGUCAACUAGCCCUUGAAACUCUCUAUUCAAUUCAAUGUCAUCUGUUCCCGUUUUACGAUGAAGCGAGUAGGGAUUUCGUCAAUAGUAAAGGAUGGGAUCCAGAAUGCGUAGGAGCAGAUCUUGCGAGUUAUUGUCGGGAGGAUGAGGACGUCACCCAGGCGUGUUAUUGGGGCCCACGGUGGGCUGCUCUGUCCGAAGAGAUUGGGACACCAAAGCUCGCGCAGAGUGGUAAAUUUUGGAAAUGGCUGAGUAAGAGAAGU
Trematosphaeria pertusa is the source of this 1255-nucleotide messenger RNA. RefSeq lists its product as uncharacterized. The record is from RefSeq and is a predicted model, not a curated record. Lineage: Eukaryota; Fungi; Ascomycota; Dothideomycetes; Pleosporales; Trematosphaeriaceae. The transcript is spliced from 2 exons. The coding region runs from base 232 to 1011 and encodes 259 amino acids.